Messenger RNA from Dicentrarchus labrax (European seabass), 15217 nucleotides. It is a transcript of the gene dnah9, whose product is annotated as dynein, axonemal, heavy chain 9. Gene Ontology annotation, cellular component: dynein complex. Gene Ontology annotation, biological process: microtubule-based movement. Lineage: Eukaryota; Metazoa; Chordata; Actinopteri; Moronidae. The transcript has 70 exons. Gene Ontology annotation, molecular function: minus-end-directed microtubule motor activity; dynein intermediate chain binding; ATP binding. The record is from RefSeq and is a predicted model, not a curated record. The coding region runs from base 57 to 11771 and encodes 3904 amino acids.
AAUCAGUUCAUGACACUCACCGGGACUGACCCGGGACAGCAGAGCGCCCCGCAGACAUGGAGGAGUCACCUGCAGAGGACAAACGACUGGACUUUAUAGCGGACUACGUGCUGAGGACUCUGAAGCUGAAACAGGACAAAUGGCAGAAGUGCGUGUCCAGCGAGGACAACAGACAGGUGCUGCAGGAGUUCUUGGACAGAGCCGAGCAGAGGACGCUGGUGGUGUCUGUGACCGCAGCCGGACUGCUGCAGCCCGCCGCCGCCUUCACGGCCGGCGCCAAGAACAAGGCGGUGUACUUUGUGAAGCAAAGAAAAGCAGCGCUGAGUCCAGACUCCAUGAAGGAUAACUUGGUCUACGGGGACUUGUCUUACGCUCCACUGGAUCAGUUUUCUGCUCUAGUUGAGGAGGUUGUGGCCCCACUGCUGUCUAACAGUAGGAACCACACUGAGUGGCCACAGGUAGUGUCUCAGGAUGUCAGACGCCACGUCCACUCCCUCAAGACCAAUGUGUUUGUGGUGUCAGGCCAAGUCCAAGGCAAGACUCUGUUGCCUCUCCCUGCGAACUCUGAGAGAGUAGAGCAAGCUGCCCUGGAGACAGACAAAAGGGGGGAAAUGGUGGAUAAAAGCAUCAUUCACUCCUUGGAGUCAGCAGUGAUUGAGUGGAGCCAUCAGAUCCGCGCCGUCCUGAAGAAAGACUCCUCUGAGGCUCUGCUGGAAGGCAAAAACCCCACACCACACACAGAGCUGCUCUUCUGGAAGAACAGAUAUGCAGAUCUGGAGUGCAUCCACUCCCAGUUAAAUUCCUCUAAGGUGAAUAAGAUGGCGAUGCUGUUGGAGGCUGUCGAGAGCAGCUAUUUCCCUGCCUUUGCUAACAUGCAACAGGACGUCCUGGCAGCCUUGGAGGAAGCGAAGGACAUCUGCACCUACUUGAGGCCCCUGCAGCGCCUGUUUGAGGACAUGGAAAACGCAGAGUUUCCUGAUGUCAGGGGUCAGAUCGGACCUUUGAUGCACACAGUGUGUCUGGUGUGGGCCAACUCCAGAUACUAUAACACCCCAGCACGCCUCAUCGUUCUGCUGCAGGAGACCUGCAACCUCCUCAUACAGCAGGCCCGGGUGUAUCUAGUUCCAGAAGAGGUUCUGAGAGGAGAGGUAUCAGAGAGCCUCCUGAAGGUGCAGACGAGCCUGGAGAUCCUGCAGCUCUUCAGGUCCACUUACGAGGACCGUAGGGCCAAUCUGAACCAGUACCAGAGGAACGGGAGCUUGGUGAGGCCGUGGGACUUCUCCUCACAGUUGGUCUUCUCUGGACUCGACCACUUUAUUAGCAGAGUCAAGACCAUUAAAGACAUCCUGUUCACAGCUGUGGACUUGCUGAAGCUUGAGAAAUUGGAGAUUGGAGGUGUCCGAGGCCGAGCCCUAAGCCAGCAGGUCCAGCUGCUCCAUCAAGAGUUCGUGGACAGUUACAAAGUCUUCACUGAGAAGCCGUAUGACUGCUUGGACCUCAACAACAGGGAGUAUGAAGAAGACGUGAGGGAGUUCAAACUUAAGGUGGACGACGCAGACCGACGACUAGGAGCAGUCUUCUGUCAGGCCUUUGAGGACGCCUCCGGACUGGAGCACGCCUUUAAGGUUCUGGAUAUGUUUGGAAGCUUGCUGGAGCGCCCCUUAGUGGCCACAGAUGCUCUGGACAGAUACCCUCUCCUUGUCUCCAUGUUUAACAAAGAGCUGGACUGCUGUAAACUCCUUUACAGCAAACACAUCCAGACUGCAGAGGAGCUGGGUUGGACUCCAGUGAAUAAGAACAUGCCAGCAGUAGCUGGUGGGCUGAGAUGGGCCCAGGAGCUACAGCAGCGCAUCCAGACCCCCUUCACCAAAUUCAGACACCUCUCCUACCCGUGCCUGGAGUCUGCAGAAGGAGCCAGGGUCAUUCAGAAGUAUGAGGAGAUGAUGCAACUGCUGGACAGAUACUCCUCAAGCCUGUAUGAGACAUGGACGGAGACCGUGGGCGAGAGUUCUCAGUACAACCUCAGUCUGCCAUUACUCAGCAGAGACCCGGCCACUCGGCUCAUCUCAGUCAACUUCAACCCGCAGCUGGCAUCCGUGCUGAGGGAAGUGAAGUACCUGGAGGCCAGACAGACCGAGGCCAUCCCUGAAACUGCAGUGCAGAUCUACACCACCAGGGGGCAACUGUGGCAGUAUGUGGCCAACCUGGAGCUCACCGUGGGCCGAUACAACAAGGUGAUGCACUCUGUGCUCGACGUGGAGCAGCCUCUGGUUCAGGGCCAGCUGGGGGACAUUGAUGCUCAGCUCAAAAAGGCGGAGGAAAGUCUGAACUGGAACAGCCAAGAUAUUUGGCAGUACAUCCAGGAGGUGCGAGACUCUGUCUGUGACCUGGAGAGCCGACUCCAGAGGGCCAAAGACAACGUACAGGAGAUCCAGAGUUGCAUGAGGUCCUGGGCCAGCCCCUUGUUUGACAGGAAGGAGGGCAAAAAAGAUGCACUGCUCAGCCUGGAUGACAGGGCCGAGAGGCUGGAAAGGUUUUACAGCCUGAUACAGUCCUCUGGAGAAAAGAUCCACUUCCUGCUUAAGAGCAAUCUGGAGCUGUUCAGAGGCGAGCAGGCCUCCGAGGAGUGGAAGGCCUACGUGGAGUACAUCGACGACAUGAUCAUCGACGGAUUCUUCAACAGUAUUGAGUGCUCUCUCAAGUUCUUCCUGGACAACACUGACCAGAGAGCGUCUGUGGCCCCUCUAUUUGAGGCUCAGCUGGAUCUGAAGGUUCCUGACAUAGUGUUCACUCCACCUCUGGAUUUUGGGGCGGGAGACAGUUUCUUUGAGCUGGUGGAGAGCCUCAUCAAUGAUGUGUUCAGAAUCUCCUCGCUGGUGCCACGGCUCGCCCAGCACAGCCCCUUCCCCCACUACCAGGCUGACAUGGAGGACAUGGCUGAUCUGGCAGACAUGCGCAAUCUCCUAAUGGAACGUGCGCAGGGCGUCAUGGCAACGUGCUGCGAGUUUCGCAACUCUCUGGACCGCUACAGCUACCUGUAUGUGGACGACAGGAAGGAGUUCAUGCGUCAGUUCCUUCUGUACGGUCAUGUUCUCAACAGCCAGGAGAUGGAGGGUUACACUGAGGACAGCGUCUCAGAGAGCCCGCCAACGCUGGAUAACUUCAGAGAGCAAGUGGACGGGUAUGAGAAGAUCUACGAGGAGGUGCAGGGUCUGGAGCCUGUGCAUGUGUUCCACGGGUGGAUGAGAGUGGAUGGCCGUAGCAUGAAGAGUGCCUUGCUCAACAUCAUCAAAAAGUGGAGCUUCAUGUUCAAACAGCACCUCAUCGACCAUGUAACCAACAGUCUGUCAGAUCUGGAGAAGUUCAUCAGUGUGGCUGAGGCUGGCCUGAACCAGCAGGUGGAGGAAGGCGACUAUGGUGGCCUAGUGGGGGUCAUGGGUCACCUGCUGGCUGUUAAGGACAGACAAAGCACCACAGAUGCCAUGUUUGAGCCCCUGCAACAAACCAUCGCUCUGCUGAAGGUCUAUGAGCAGGAGCUUCCUGAUGUGGUCUACAAACAGUUGGAGGAGUUGCCAGAGAAGUGGAACAAUGUGAGAAAGCAGGCUGUGUUAGUCAAACAGCAGGUGGCGCCUCUGCAAGCCAUCGAGGUGACCAGCCUGCGUCGGAAGUGCGCCUCAUUCGACGUGGAGCAGCACACCUUCAGAGAAAACUUUCGCAACAACGGGCCCUUCAGGUUUGACAGCGAGAGCCCCUACCAGAUGUUGGACGCAUUCCAUCAGCAGAUCCAGGAGCGGGAGGCAGUGAUGGCCUCCCUGGUGGAAUCUGCCAGCCUGUUCGAGGUCACCGUCUCUGAGUACAAACAGCUCCGACAAUGCAGGCGUGAGGUGAGCCUGCUGAAGGAGCUGUGGGACAUGAUCACCGUGGUGGAAUCCAGCAUGGCGGCAUGGAGGACGACUCCCUGGAGAGAGAUCCAUGUGGAGGACAUGGAGCUGGAGUGCAAACGCUUCUCUAAAGAUAUUCGGGGGCUGGAUAAAGAGGUCAGAGCGUGGGAGGCCUUCUCAGGUUUGGACAGCAGGGUGAAGAACCUCCUCAUCUCCCUCCGGGCCGUGGCAGAGCUCCAAAACCCAGCCAUACGAGCCCGACACUGGCAUGAGCUGAUGGCUGCUACUGGAGUCCGCUUCACCAUGGACCAGGAGACCACUCUGGCUGACCUGCUGCAGCUGAACCUGCACUGCUUUGAAGAGGAGGUGAGAGGGAUCGUGGACAAGGCUGUUAAAGAGAUGGGCAUGGAGAAAGUCCUCUCUGAGCUCAACUCCACAUGGACAGGUAUGCAGUUCCAGUAUGAGCCCCACCACCGGACCCAGGUGCCUCUGCUGCGCACAGACGAGGAGCUGAUCGAGACACUGGAAGACAACCAGGUACAGCUGCAGAACCUCAUGUCGUCCAAGUACAUCGCCCACUUCCUGGACGAAGUGUCGUCAUGGCAGAGCAAGCUGUCCGUGGCAGACUCUGUCAUCUCCAUCUGGUUCGAGGUGCAGCGGGCGUGGACCCACCUGGAAAGUAUCUUUAUUGGCUCAGAAGACAUCCGCUCACAGCUGCCUGAGGACUCCAGGCGCUUCGAGGGGAUUGAUGCCGAUUUCAAAGAGCUGGCAAACGCCGUGCAUCAAACGCCCAACGUAGUGGAGGCCACCAAUAAACCGGGUCUGUUUGGUAAACUGGAGGACAUCCAGAGCAGGCUGUCUCUGUGUGAAAAAGCCCUGACAGAAUACCUGGACACCAAGCGUCUGGCCUUUCCGAGAUUUUACUUCAUCUCUUCGGCUGAUCUGCUGGACAUCCUGUCUAAUGGGACCAACCCGCACCAGGUCCAGAAGCAUCUGUCUAAGCUCUUUGACAACAUGGCUAAGAUGCAAUUUGAGGCAGACGGAGAGGGGAAUCCUUCUAAAACUGGUCUUGGCAUGUACAGCAAAGAGGAGGAGUACGUCCCCUUUAAUCAGUCCUGUGACUGCACUGGACAGGUGGAGGUGUGGUUGAACCGGGUUCUGGACACCAUGCGCUCCACGGUCCGUCACGAGAUGACCGAGGCUGUGAUGGCGUAUGAGGACAAACCCAGAGAGCAGUGGCUGUUUGACUAUCCGGCUCAGGUGGCGUUGACCUGCACUCAGAUCUGGUGGACGUCUGACGUCGGUAUGGCGUUCGCCCGUCUGGAGGAGGGCUAUGACAACGCUCUGAAGGAGUACUACAAGAAACAGGUGUCCCAGCUCAACACUCUCAUCUCCAUGCUGAUUGGGCAGCUUACACCAGGCGACCGGCAGAAGGUCAUGACCAUCUGCACCAUCGACGUCCACGCCAGAGACGUGGUGGCGAAAAUGAACGCUCAGAAGGUGGAGAAUUCUCAGGCCUUUGUGUGGCUCUCCCAGCUGAGACACCGCUGGGAUGAGAAGGAGAAGCAUUGUUUUGCCAACAUUUGUGACGCCCAGUUUCUCUACUCCUACGAAUACCUGGGCAACACGCCACGAUUAGUCAUCACUCCUCUAACAGACAGAUGCUACAUCACCCUGACCCAGUCCCUCCACCUGACCAUGAGCGGAGCUCCGGCGGGGCCCGCAGGCACAGGGAAGACCGAGACGACCAAAGACUUGGGCCGAGCCCUGGGCAUCAUGGUCUACGUAUUUAACUGCUCCGAGCAGAUGGACUACAAGUCUUGUGGGAGCAUCUACAAAGGCCUGGCUCAGACGGGGGCAUGGGGCUGCUUUGACGAAUUUAACAGGAUCUCAGUGGAGGUGCUGUCUGUGGUGGCUGUGCAGGUCAAAAGCAUCCAGGACGCCAUUCGAGAUAAGAAGCAGAGGUUUAACUUCAUGGGAGAGGAGGUGAAUCUUUGCCCCUCUGUCGGCAUCUUCAUCACGAUGAAUCCGGGCUACGCUGGCAGGACUGAGCUUCCUGAGAACCUCAAGGCCCUGUUCAGACCGUGUGCCAUGGUGGUGCCAGACUUCGAGCUGAUCUGUGAAAUCAUGCUGGUGGCCGAGGGCUUCCUUAACGCUCGCGUCCUCGCUAGGAAGUUUAUCACCCUCUACACGCUGUGUAAAGAGCUGUUGUCCAAACAGGACCACUACGACUGGGGCCUCCGAGCCAUCAAAUCCGUCUUGGUGGUGGCCGGCUCUCUGAAGAGAGGAGACCCCGGCCGAGCGGAGGACCAGGUGCUGAUGCGAGCUCUGAGAGACUUCAACAUCCCCAAGAUCGUGACCGAUGACAUGCCCGUGUUCAUGGGGCUGAUUGGGGACCUGUUUCCUGCUCUGGACGUCCCAAGGAAGAGAGACCUGGACUUUGAGAAGCACGUGAAGGAGUCCAUUCUGGACUUGAAGUUACAGGCCGAGGACAAUUUUGUACUCAAGGUGGUCCAGCUGGAGGAGCUGCUGGCGGUGCGUCACUCUGUGUUUGUGAUCGGGAACGCAGGCACUGGGAAGAGCCAGGUGAUGAGGUCACUCCAGAGGACCUAUCAGAACAUGAAGCGCAGACCCGUGUGGGCGGACCUCAACCCAAAGGCUGUGACCAAUGACGAGCUUUUUGGCAUCAUCAACCCGGCAACCAGAGAAUGGAAAGAUGGCCUGUUUUCCAAUAUAAUGCGUGAACUGGCCAAUGUCAGUCACAGCGGACCUAAAUGGAUUGUUUUGGAUGGAGAUAUUGACCCGAUGUGGAUUGAGUCACUCAACACAGUCAUGGAUGACAACAAGGUGCUGACUCUGGCCAGUAAUGAGCGGAUCCCUCUGAACCCCACCAUGAGGCUUGUGUUUGAGAUCAGCCAUCUUCGCACUGCUACCCCUGCUACUGUAUCGAGAGCAGGCAUCCUGUACAUAAACCCAGCAGACCUCGGCUGGAACCCGCCGGUGUCCAGCUGGAUCGACAGGAGGGAGGUCCAGUCAGAGAAGGCCAACCUGACCAUACUGUUUGACAAGUACCUCCCCUCUUGCCUGGAUACUCUCAGAUCAAGGUUUAAAAAGAUCAUCCCUAUCCCUGAGCAGAGUAUGGUCCAGAUGCUGUGCUACUUGCUGGAGUGUCUGCUGACUCCAGAAAACACCCCGCCAGACUGUGCCAAAGAACUUUAUGAGCUAUAUUUUGUCUUUGCUGCGGUCUGGGCCUUUGGGGGAGCCAUGUUCCAAGACCAGCUGGUCGACUACCGAGUGGAGUUCAGCAAGUGGUGGGUGGCUGAGUUCAAAACCAUCAAGUUCCCAUCCCAGGGCACCGUGUUUGAUUACUACAUCGACCCGGAGAGCAAGAAGUUUGAACCCUGGUCCAAGAUAGUGCCCAAGUUUGAGAUGGAUGCAGAUACACCACUUCAGGCAUGUCUGGUCCACACUACAGAGACCAUUCGAGUUCGUUACUUCAUGGACCGUCUCCUGGAACACCGCCGGCCUGUCAUGCUGGUCGGGAAUGCUGGGACAGGGAAGUCUGUUCUGGUUGGGGACAAACUGGGAUCAUUGGAUGCAGAGAAAUACAUGAUUAAAAAUGUCCCAUUUAACUAUUACACCACGUCUGCAAUGCUCCAAGCCGUGUUGGAAAAGCCCCUUGAGAAAAAGGCCGGACGCAACUACGGACCUCCAGGCAGCAGGAGACUGAUCUACUUCAUAGACGACAUGAACAUGCCUGAGGUGGAUGCAUAUGGAACGGUGCAACCUCACACACUCAUACGCCAACACGUGGACUACAACCACUGGUAUGACCGUAAUAAGCUGCUUUUGAAGGAAAUACACAACGUUCAAUACGUGUCCUGCAUGAACCCCACAGCCGGCAGCUUCACCAUCAAUCCACGACUGCAGCGGCACUUCUCUGUCUUUGCCCUGUCGUUUCCCGGAGCCGAGGCCUUGAGCACCAUCUACACCUCCAUCCUGUCUCAGCACCUGAGAGGAGAGGGCUUCAGUGCCGCCCUGCAGAAGAGCUGUCCCAACGUGGUCCAAUUAGCACUGGCGCUGCACCAACGCAUCUCCUCCACCUUCCUCCCCACCGCAGUAAAGUUCCACUACAUCUUCAACCUGCGGGACCUCUCCAACAUAUUCCAGGGCAUUCUCUUCUGUACCGGCGAGUGUCUCAAAGCCCCUCCGGACCUGCUGAAAAUCUACCUGCACGAGUCCAACCGGGUCUACAGAGACAAGCUGGUGGAGGAGCAGGACUUUCAGGUCUUUGAUAAGCUGCAGGCGGACACAGUGAAAAAGUUCUACGAGGACGUGGAGGAGACUCUGGAGCAGACCAGGGAGAUGAACCUGUACUGCCACUUUGCCCGUGGGCUGGGGGAGGCCAGGUACAUGGCUGCGGAGUCCUGGACCAGCCUCAAUAAAACCCUGCUAGAGGUGCUGGACAGCUACAAUGAGGUCAACGCCACACUAAACUUGGUGCUGUUUGAGGACGCCAUGGCUCACAUCUGCCGUAUAAACCGAAUCCUGGAGUCUCCGCGGGGCAACGCACUGCUGGUCGGAGUGGGCGGCAGCGGCAAGCAGAGUCUGACCCGAUUGGCCGCCUUCAUCUCCAAUCUGGAGGUUUUCCAGAUCACCUUGAGAAAAGGCUACAGUAUCACAGACCUCAAGACUGACCUGGCAUCCCUCUACAUCAAAGCUGGCGUGAAGAAUAUUGGCACCGUGUUCCUAAUGACUGACGCCCAAGUGGCAGACGAGAAGUUCCUCGUUCUGGUCAACGAUCUGCUGGCAUCGGGAGAGAUUCCUGACCUGUUCCCAGACGACGAGGUGGAGAACAUCAUUGGCAGCAUGAGGCCAGAGGUCCGCAGCUCGGGAUUGAUGGAUACAAGGGAAAACUGCUGGAAGUUCUUCAUCGACCGGGUUCGCAGACAGCUCAAGGUUGCUCUGUGUUUCUCUCCAGUGGGUAGUAAACUGAGGGUUCGCAGCAGGAAGUUCCCCGCCGUGGUGAACUGCACAGCGAUCGACUGGUUCCACGAGUGGCCGCAGGAGGCUCUGGAGUCGGUCAGCUUUAGGUUCCUCCAGGAGGUGGAAAAUAUUGAACCUCAAGUGAAGGAGUCGGUCAGUAAAUUCAUGGCCUACGUGCACAUGAGUGUCAAUCAGACAUCCAAGGAGUACCUGGCCAACGAGCGGCGCUACAAUUACACCACGCCCAAGUCUUUCCUGGAGCAGAUCAAACUGUAUCGCAGUCUGCUGGGCCAGAGGAGCAAAGACCUCACCACCAAGAUGGAGCGGCUAGAGAACGGCCUGCAGAAGCUCAACAGCACCUCCACUCAGGUGGAUGACCUUAAGGCCAAGCUGGCUGCUCAAGAAGUGGAACUCAAGCAGAAGAACGAAGACGCUGACAAGCUGAUCCAGGUGGUCGGGAUAGAAACUGAGAAGGUGUCCAAGGAGAAGGCAGUCGCUGACGAGGAAGAGGAAAAGGUGGCGGCCAUUGCUGUUGUGGUCAGCGGCAAACAGAGAGACUGCGAGGAAGACUUAGCCAAAGCUGAACCAGCUCUCCUAGCUGCUCAGGAUGCCCUUAACACUCUCAAUAAGAACAACUUGACAGAGUUGAAGUCGUUCGGCUCUCCGGUGGCGGCGGUGACCAACGUCACGGCGGCCGUCAUGGUCCUGACAGCACCCGGUGGCAAAGUCCCAAAGGAUCGUAGCUGGAAGGCCGCAAAGGUGAUGAUGGCCAAAGUGGAUGCGUUCCUGGACUGUCUGAUCAACUUCAACAAAGAGAACAUCCCAGAGACUUGUCUGAAAGCUAUUCAGCCUUACCUGCAGGAUCCAGAGUUCCAGCCAGAGCUGGUGGCCUCCAAGUCGAACGCGGCGGCCGGCCUGUGCUCCUGGGUUUUGAACAUUGUCAAGUUCUACGAGGUUUACUGCGAGGUGGAGCCCAAGCGUCAGGCUCUGAGCAAGGCCAACGCAGAGCUGGCUGCUGCACAGGAGAAGCUCUCCGCCAUCAAGAGCAAGAUCAAUCACCUUAAUGAGAACCUGGCCAAGCUGACAGCCAAGUUUGAGAAAGCCACUGCAGACAAGCUCAAGUGCCAACAGGAAGCAGAAUCAACCGCGCACACCAUUUCCCUGGCCAACCGUCUGGUGGGAGGUCUGGCAUCUGAGAACGUCCGCUGGGCGGAGGCUGUAGAAAACUUUAAGAAACAGGAGAGGACUCUCUGCGGGGACGUCCUCCUCAUCACCGCCUUCAUCUCCUACCUGGGAUACUUCACCAAGCGCUAUAGGCUCCAGCUCAUGGACAACACAUGGAGGCCUUAUCUCAGUCAGCUGCAGGUUCCCAUCCCAGUGACCCCCGACCUGGACCCUCUGACCAUGCUGACAGAUGACGCGGAUAUUGCGGCGUGGCAGAAUGAGGGGCUGCCCGCCGACAGGAUGUCCACCGAGAACGCCACCAUUCUUACUUCCUGCCAGCGCUGGCCCCUCAUGGUGGACCCCCAGCUGCAGGGCAUCAAGUGGAUCAAAACCAAAUACGGCGAAGACCUGCGCAUCAUCCGCAUUGGACAGAGAGGGUACCUGGACGCCAUAGAGAGAGCACUGGCAGCAGGCGAUGUGGUUCUGAUAGAGAACUUGGAGGAAACGUUGGAUCCUGUUCUUGGACCUCUGCUGGGCAGAGAAACCAUUAAGAAGGGCAGGUAUAUAAAGAUCGGAGACAAGGAGUGCGAGUACAACCCCAGCUUCCGCCUCAUCCUGCACACCAAGCUCGCCAACCCUCACUACCAGCCGGAGCUGCAGGCCCAGUGCACCUUGAUAAAUUUCACAGUGACCAGAGACGGUCUGGAGGACCAGCUGCUGGCCGCGGUGGUCAGCAUGGAGAGGCCUGACCUGGAACAGCUAAAGUCCGACCUGACCAAGCAGCAAAACGGUUUCAAGAUCACUCUGAAGACGCUGGAGGACAACCUGCUGUCCCGUUUGUCCUCGGCUUCGGGAAACUUCCUGGGCGACACAGAGCUGGUGGAAAACCUGGAGACGACCAAACGCACCGCUGCCGAGAUUGAAGAGAAGGUAAAAGAAGCCAAGGUGACAGAGGCUAAAAUCAAUGAGGCUCGGGAGCACUACCGACCAGCAGCAGCAAGGGCUUCCUUAUUGUACUUCAUAAUGAACGACCUCAAUAAAAUCCACCCCAUGUACCAGUUCUCUCUCAAGGCGUUCAGUGUGGUCUUCCAGAAGGCGGUUCUGAAGGCCGAGCCGGACGAGGCUCUGAAGCAGCGGGUGUCCAACCUAAUUGACAGCAUCACCUCCUCGGUUUUCCAGUACACCACCAGAGGCCUGUUUGAGUGUGACAAGCUCACGUACAUCGCUCAGCUCGCCUUCCAGGUCCUGCUGAUGAAUAAAGAAAUAAACCCUGCAGAGCUGGACUUCCUUCUGAGAUACCCUGUCCAACCAGGUGUAACAUCACCAGUGGAUUUCCUAUCCAACCACUCCUGGGGAGGGAUCAAGUCCCUGUGCUCAAUGGAAGAGUUCAGGAACCUGGACAGAGACAUUGAGGGCUCGGCCAAACGCUGGAAGAAGUUUGUGGAGUCGGAGUGUCCAGAGAAAGAGAAAUUCCCCCAGGAGUGGAAGAACAAAACCUCGCUCCAGAGGCUGUGCAUGAUGAGGGCCCUGAGGCCUGACCGUAUGACGUACGCCGUCAGAGACUUUGUAGAGGAGAAACUGGGGAGCAAGUACGUGAUUGGCAGAUCACUGGACUUCGCCGUCUCCUUUGAAGAGUCGGGUCCGGCUACGCCCAUGUUCUUCAUCCUCUCUCCCGGAGUUGACCCUUUGAAGGAUGUGGAGAAACAUGGGAAGAAGCUGGAAGGCAGGCUGGAGUUUUAGUUUUACAAUAUUUCCUGGAGCCAGAGGUGCUCUGAAAUGAUCUCAUUGGUCUAAAAUCCCCAGUUUGAUACGUGAAAGCACAGUUUAUACUGUACAUUUAUAAAGUAAAUUUAAAAUACUGUCACAUUUCUGUUUCUCUUAGUUUUAUGAAAAGAUCUUUAUCAACGUUACAUACUUGACGUAAAGUAUAUUUCAUAAGUUAACUUGCAUACGUAAAAUACAGCAGCAUUGACAUUGGUUUCACACAUCGCUUUCCUGGGUGAAAGUCCUGUCUUUCUUUGACUCAUCUGCCCCGUCCCCGCUCCCUUUUCAGACGUUGGUGCUCUUAAUACUGCACCUUCAUACGCACGUAGACUUUUCACAUCUAGGCGAGGCAAAACGUGACACUGACACGGUAUCCUCCAGUGGAUUGGGCUUAAAUGCAUCCCAUUUCAAAACUAUUAAAAUGAUAAGUCUAUUAGUUAUAUAAUAUAUUUUAUAUAUUUACAUGAAAGUUUAUUUCAGAGAUUUGGAUUCUUGAUAUAAACGGACAUAAAUGUCAUUUAGCUUACAGCAAAUUUUAGCGCUGUCACUUUUUAUUUGAAAAUGAAAUAUUAAUUCAAAUUCUCAUUGUAUGAGCACAACAGUCCAUGCCUUGUAUACUCCAGCAGUGAGUGUUAUUAAAAUGCACUUUGAUCUAUUACAUGCCCUGUUGCUUCAUCAGUGAACUAGACUAAAUGGAGAAAACUAGCAAGCUGAACGGCUGAAUGGAUAAUCACGACAUGUAACCAUCUGAAAACUAAUGUGAGGUAUCAUUUUGGAUUCAGCCCCAUAUGUGGAAAGAAAUUGGAUCAAGGUGUGGCUGCUUUUAAAUCACAACUGCCUGAUAUUAAUGUUAGCUUGUCAGCCAAGUGAGGGAGCAGAGGGACAUAGAAAAACAGGAUAGUUAAUUCUGCAAUGUAUUUUACUGCAUUCUACUUUAUUUAAAUGAAUUACAUGUUAGACUGAAUUAUUAUUAUAUAUAAUUAUGAAAGUAAAUAGUAUAAAAUGCUACUGAACCCAAAACCUAACUGACUCUUAAAGAAUACCAUGGUCCCCAUGUCGAACCGUCAUGUUUCUACAGAAACCCAGAAGGAACAAACAAAAACUGGCUCUAGAUAAGGCUGUUUGUAUUUUUCGCAUGUUUCAUGGCCACUGUAGCUCAUAAGCUCAGUAUUUCUAGAAUCCCGGCUACAUCCCUGGUUGCUGGCUUCAUAUACAGUCUAAGGUUAGUAUCAGUAAGCACUAGGUCUCUUAGUCUCUUUCCUCUUGCCUUUUAAGUUUGACAUCACUAUUCAAGAAAACUGUUUAUUUGCUAUGUUAACUCAGCCAAUGGGUUGAAUGCGUGAGGCUUUGAGAAAUGGUUGCAUAUCUAAAACUCCAACUUGCUGGUGGCAGUGAUGGGGUGGGGGGGGGUUAUAGGCGGUCACACCAGGCACUCAGUGAGCAUGUGGUGCGGGACUGACUUGACAGGUGACUUGGUGGUUUGACGGGGAGGAAACAGCGGUCCAAAAAAGAAAGGAAAAAAAAAAAACGAGACAACACACCAAACAACAGAUGUGUGCUGGAGAGUGACCCUGCUCGUGACAGUGCUGUGAUGUGAUCUGGGACGGGGCAGGGACUGGUGCCUGGCUGUCGUUGAUGUGACGUGAUAUGAUGCCUGGAAGCACAGUGGGGGCAACUGGACUGAAGCCCUCUUUUAUUCUCGCUCUCAUCGUCUUUCUCUUUAUCUCUCUUUCUCACACAUGCACCCACACAAACAUCCGCAGUCUGUCCCAUUCACCGCCGUGUUCCUUGCUCUGUCAAUCGUAUCUGUCCUACCAUGCUGCCACCCACUUUCCUUCACUCCUUAAUUCUUUCUUGUCCAUUCAGUAUUCCCCUCUCUCUCAUUUUCUUUCUCGCUCCUGCUCUAUCUCGCUUUCCCCAGUGGGGCUGUGAGUCUGUCACGCAGUGCAGAGCAGCGGGCAUGGGUGCGGCUCCAGACCAGCCUCCAAUGGAUAGAUAAAAAUAGGGCUUUAGUAACUGCUGCAGGAUGGAGAGAAGGAGAGGAAUAAGAAGAGAUGGAGAUAAGAGAAUCUAAAAGGGAAAAAAGGAGAGUGAAAUACAAGAAGGACAGAAAAUAGAAGGGUAUAAAAAGGAGGGAAGCUCAGGACGGAGGGGUGGCGGCAGGGCCGGGCAACAGCAGGGGGUCCUGGGAGCUGCAGGGAGGGGGUUCGAAGGAUGUGAACGAUCUGUGAGUGGACUGUCUGCCACACUGCAUCAAUAAGGGAAGAAUUGACUCAGACUGUGGCAUGCUGUUAGCUAUCUCAAUUGCAAACACAUUUCACUGCUUCAUCACGAUGGACAGUACACCACACAGACCUGGCUCAAAUAGUCUUUGCAAAUCUUAAAAAGUCUAGUGAUAUUUUAUAUUUUUCUUAUUGCCAACAAAUCCAGUAUGAAGACCAAAACCAAUAAUUAAUUGUUCCUAACAUGUACUGCAUCUCUAGCCAAAGCCUAUACUGGGCACUGGGUGUAACUUCAUUCAGAUAAACACUGCCACUGUAGUAUCUUUCAGGUCAAUCUCACAUAUCCUGAUCAUCAGACUGAUUUUGCUUUACUUUAUUUUUUCUGCCUGACACUUCUGUUCAUGUUAGCCAAUUUGUUAUUGAAAGGGUUUAGUUUGCUUUUUUUGGCCCUAACUUAUCAGUAGCUCUGGACAUAUGACAUGCCGACCCCAUUUGGGGCCCACAGAGCAUGGGCAGUAUGCAUUCAUCUGAGUAAUGUUACAGCAGGAAGUGGUUUUUGGCUUAAUAAGCCACUGAGCAGCUUUCAUAGGAAUGAACUGAGCCCCGUCUCCAACGCUGUAUCCAGAUGUUAUUAUACAUACAUUGUCCUGGUGCCAUUAAUCUAUGGCUGACAAUAGCCCCAACAAAUGCACAAUUUCCAUCUGUUUGAGGCUUGCUAAAACUACAGUGCCCAGCUGUUUAAGUUAAUUAUUGAGCAUUUAAAAAAAAAAAUUGCAUUUGUGACCCCUUUUCAAAGAUUUAUAUCUUUAUUGGGACCAAUAGGGUUGGAGCUAAGAGCCACAAACAGUUGUUAUUUGUUGACAAUAAGAAAAAUACAGAAUAACACAAAUGAUACUUUAUUGCAUGCUUGCUCCCUGUACAUUAGCAAUCACAUGAAUUAAUUUUCAUGGGUAAAAAGGAUUCUGGGCCUUUUAUGGCCCACAUAACAAACCACAGAUUUUUCUUGUUGAAGCAGCUAGGUUCAAACAAAGAUCAAGAACUGUUAGCAAAUGCUAGUUAAAUCAGGUCUGAAAAAACACGAGUUUAAUUGGGAGGAGGACGACACAAACGUAGGGGUUGGUGUGCGGUGUAUGAGUUCACAGAUUUGUGCCGGAAUGUGAUGAAUGAGUUUUUAACACUAAAUAAACGUAUGUAUGUAUG